Messenger RNA from Letharia lupina, 3216 nucleotides. RefSeq lists its product as uncharacterized. The coding region runs from base 1 to 3216 and encodes 1071 amino acids. Gene Ontology annotation, molecular function: ATP binding; tRNA binding; 18S rRNA cytidine N-acetyltransferase activity. NCBI's taxonomy places the organism in Eukaryota, Fungi, Ascomycota, Lecanoromycetes, Lecanorales, Parmeliaceae. The record is from RefSeq and is a predicted model, not a curated record. Gene Ontology annotation, biological process: rRNA acetylation involved in maturation of SSU-rRNA. Gene Ontology annotation, cellular component: 90S preribosome; nucleolus. The transcript is spliced from 3 exons.
AUGCCUCGAAAAGCGGUUGACUCGCGCAUCCCCGCUUUGAUUCGUAAUGCAGUACAGGAGAAAAAACGAAGCUUUUUCGUCGUCGUGGGAGACCGAGCGAAAGAUGUCAUCGUCCACUUACACUACAUCCUCUCGAGUGUCGACAUCAAGCAAAACAAGUCCGUUCUAUGGGCGUACAAGAAAGACCUUUUGGGGUUUACAAGCCAUCGAAAGAAGCGAGAGAACAAGAUCAAGAAAGAGAUCAAGCGAGGCAUUCGGGAAGCGAACACCGAGGACCCAUUCGAACUCUUCCUUACGCUGCACAACAUAAGAUAUGUCUACUACAAAGAGACAGAAAAGAUAUUGGGGAACACUUUCGGCAUGUGUAUACUACAGGACUUCGAAGCUAUUACGCCCAACCUACUUGCGCGGACAAUUGAGACUGUGGAAGGGGGCGGCAUGGUUCUCUUGCUUCUGAAGGGAAUGACCAGUCUUAAACAGCUUUAUACUCUGUCAAUGGAUAUUCACUCUAGAUACCGGACCGAGGCACAUGACGAUGUGGUUGCCCGCUUUAACGAACGCUUCGUGCUCUCGUUGGGCAGUUGCGAUUCUUGCUUGUUCGUAGACGAUGAGCUCAAUGUCCUGCCUAUAUCUGGAGGUAAGAACGUCAAACCGUUGCCUCCGCCAAAUCCAGAAGACGAAGGCAACACAAAAGCCAGGAGAGAACUCGACAGUAUCAAAGAGAGCUUAGUGGAUACCCAGCCUGUCGGCUUCUUGGUCAAGAUAGCGAAAACGGUAGACCAAGCGAAAGCGCUUCUAACAUUUGUGGAUGCGAUUGCUGAAAAGGCUCUGAGAAGUACUGUAACUUUGACAGCAGCAAGAGGACGAGGAAAGUCCGCCGCUCUUGGGGUAGCAAUCGCAGCAGCUAUAGCACAUGGAUAUAGCAAUAUCUUCAUAACGUCUCCUAGUCCUGAGAACCUUAAAACAUUGUUUGAAUUUGUCUUCAAGGGUUUUGACGCCCUCAACUAUCUGGAUCAUGUUGACUAUACUAUCAUCCAGUCGACUAAUCCAGACUUCAACAAAGCCAUUGUACGAGUGAAUGUCCACCGACAACACAGACAGACCAUACAGUACAUCCAACCUCAAGACGCGUAUACUCUGGGCCAAGCAGAGUUGGUUGUGAUUGACGAGGCCGCAGCCAUACCUCUUCCUCUGGUCAGGAAGCUGUUGGGUCCAUAUCUUGUCUUCAUGGCCUCAACCAUCAACGGCUACGAAGGCACAGGCAGAUCACUGUCUCUCAAACUAAUACAGCAACUACGAGAUCAGUCUCGAGGAAGCUCCAAGCUGAACAGUGCAGAAGAUGCAGAGAUAGCUGAUCGAUCGACUGGCAAAGCUGCAGCCAACGGCGACAAUGCUUCCAGCAGGGGUCGAUCAUUACGAGAGAUCACUCUUACAGAACCCAUACGAUAUUCCCAGGGAGACUCAGUCGAAAAGUGGUUGAACAAAGUCCUCUGUCUCGAUGCUACCCUUCCAAACUCGAACCUCAAUACCCAAGGGUGUCCUCAUCCCUCCAAGUGCGAAUUGUUACACGUCAAUCGAGACACCCUGUUCUCUUUUCACCCUGUCUCCGAGAAAUUCCUCCAGCAGAUGAUAGCAUUGUACGUUGCAAGCCACUACAAGAACUCUCCAAACGACCUUCAGUUGAUGAGCGAUGCUCCGGCCCAUCAAUUAUUUGUCCUGGUUCCUCCAGUGGAUGACGAUAGCUCGAGGUUACCGGAGCCACUGUGCGUAAUACAGGUGGCCUUAGAGGGUCAGAUCAGCAAGCAAAGCGUCUUGAGCAGCUUGAGUCGCGGUCAAAGAGCAGGUGGCGACUUGAUACCAUGGCUGGUCAGCCAACAAUUCCAGGACGAGGAAUUUGCUGGACUGUCUGGAGCUCGGAUAGUCCGAAUCGCCACCAACCCAGAGUACACUAACAUGGGUUAUGGCAGCCGCGCCCUCACUCUCCUCAAAGAUUUCUACGAAGGUAAAUUUGCCAAUCUCUCUGAAGCCGAACCUACCGAAGCAGAAUCCAUCGUCCGCGUUACGGACGCUGAACUUGAAUCUUCAACACUUCAAUCUGAUAAUGUCAAAGUCCGCGACAUAAACAACAUGCCAGCUCUCUUCUCUCGCCUUUCUGAACGCCGUCCUCAGGCUCUGGACUACCUAGGCGUCUCCUUCGGCCUCACACCACCCCUCCACAAGUUCUGGAAACGCGCCUCCUUCGCCCCAGUCUACUUACGCCAAACAGCCAACGAGCUCACAGGCGAGCACUCCUGCGUUAUGAUACGCACACUCUCCAACAAUAGCGGCAACACCGACAACGCCUGGCUUGGAGCCUACGCUCGAGACUUCCACAAACGCUUCCUUUCUCUUCUCUCUUUCCAAUUCCGUGCGUUCCCUUCUAUACUCGCGCUCUCGAUCAUCGAGUCUGCCAACGGAGGCGCAAAGCUUGACACCUCAUACACCAUCCAGCCUCUCACCAAAUCCGAGCUUGACGAUUCUUUCUCACCAUUCGACCUCAAGCGUCUAGACAGCUACGCAAAUAACAUGCUCGACUACCACGUCAUCCUCGACAUGAUACCGCCCAUCGCGCACUUUCACUUUACAAACAGGUUGAAGUCUGCCGUCAGUCUGACAGGCGUACAAUCAAGCAUCCUGCUUGCAAUUGGCCUGCAAAGGAAGGUACUAGAGGAUGUGGAGAAGGAGCUCGGGUUGCCAUCUAGUCAACUACUGGCCAUGUUCGUGAAGAUCGUUCGUAAAGUAUCAUCUCACUUCCGCCGACUCCUCGAAGGUGCAGUCGUAGAAACGAUGCCUCAAUCUGCUCCUGCCGCCGAAGACGACGGCAUCGACGGUAAAAAAGUGGAAAGCUUCGCACCUCUCAAGUCGAAUUUAGACGACGAACUUCGCGAAGGAGGCGAAGACGUCGAUAUAGAGCUCAAAGAGAAACAACGAGCGCUCAUCGACGCUCUGCCUCUCGACAAAUAUGAGAUUGAGACUGGCGGAGCCGGCUGGGAAGAAGCAGAAAAGCAAGUCAAGCGCGCUCAGGCUAGAGGCGGGGCGAAGGAGGUGACUGUGAGUGUGAAGUCGGACAGGAAGGAUAAAAAGAGGAAGGGGGAGACGGCAGAGGAUGUGUAUAGGGAGGAAAUUGGGGAUAAGGAGGCAAAGAGGUUGAAGAAGGGGAUGAGGAAGGUUAAAUAA